This is a messenger RNA of Lethenteron reissneri (Far Eastern brook lamprey), 2910 nucleotides long. RefSeq lists its product as uncharacterized. Lineage: Eukaryota; Metazoa; Chordata; Hyperoartia; Petromyzontiformes; Petromyzontidae. The record is from RefSeq and is a predicted model, not a curated record.
UCCGUCGAGAGCGGUCUCCCUGGGCAUGGCCGCGUCGUGCUCUGGACCAAGUGCCGCCUGUCUCGUCGCUCUGUGGGCUGCUGUCGUGAGUGGCAAUGGUAACGCCCUCGCGAAGCAUAAUCAAACUUUCCUGCUGCCCUGUCGGACAGACUGCCAAGGAACUGGUAGCGACAUUCUAUGGUAUACACUCUAUAAUAAUGUUUGGGAACAGAUUAAUUCUCGUAAAAAAGAAAUAGGCUACACCAAAUACAUUGACAACAAAAACGCUUCCAUGACCAUUGAAGAUCCUCAGUGGGAAACAACUAUAUUGCAUAGAUGUGAAUGGUCAUGUCAGGAACAACGCUCCCGUGACAAGUAUACGGAUACAUCGAUUCGACUAAUAAAAGGUGUUAAGACGAACAACAUUCUUGAGGCUAAAGUUGGAACAAAAAUCUCGAUUCCCUGCCAAGGCAAUUCUGAAAGCAGAAUCACUGGAAGCGUUGAAUGGCACUUUGCUCUACCAGGACAACCAUUCUACCCCGUCAACACCACCAGUGGAAAAAAACACUCCAUCGAUUAUAACAAUUCACUUCUCAUUCACAAACUCCAAAAGAAAGAUGCAGGACUUUACCUGUGUGAGCUGAACAAUCUCCAGAAAUUCUACGAGACGAAAGUCAACAUAAUCCGAGAUCGUCCAUCGUCCAGCACAACGCCACAUUUUUCGUCAACCACGCCUUCAUCAAAAGAAGAUCGUCCACGCGCCACCACUAAGUCAACUCUUGCUUCCCCCACGACUACAGCAAAUGCAGAUCGUCCAUCGUCCAGCACAACGCCACAUUUUUCUUCAACCACGCCUUCAUCAAAAGAAGGACGAUCUGGGGUGAACCUCAUCCCAGUGUACAUCUCCGUGUUGGUGGUGUGCACAGCGAUCGCGUGCGGGGCUGCCUGCUACGCCUGGAAGCAACGGAAGAUCAGGUGCGGCAACAAACCGGACUCAACCUCGAACAAAGGGAAGCACGCCUACAAGUCGGUGAAACUGCCUCUGGCUAUUUACGAGUCUAUCGAUCCAACAUCGGAACCAGAGCCCGAGCAGAAAUAUCUGGAGAGGAGCAAAAAUCAGCGCUCGAACACAAACAGCGCGGACCACGCCAGGAGUUCGGGGGACGUCCCUCCGAUUGUUUACGACACUGUCGGUGCGGCGCAACCAGAAGCUGCGCUGACAUGCGCAGAGAUCACAAUCAAUGAUUUCGAUGUAACUUACAGCGUCCCCUAUAAAUCAGCAGCGAGUGAGAUGCCCAAAGGGACGACAAUGGCUCAUUCGCCACCCAACGUCCACUACGCCGAGGUUGCCAUUUAUUGAAAACACUGCUGGUUGGUGGUGGGCAUGGCCACAUCUGUACACCCACCACGCUACGUCUUUCCGCGUUCACUCCAAAUGAACUCGUGCCACGCCGCACGCGCGCCCGAUGAUUGUUAAACAUGUGCCCACGUGACGGGCUUUGCAAUUACACUGGUCAACAAACAUUUUUUUUUCUGGCCUGGACUUUUGCAGCUGUUUUAGACUAAUUUCAGGUGCCGAUUCCAAAUCUGAUCUCAGAUUUGCUCUAUCACAUCUCAUUUUAUGCUAUCGGCAUACCCCAUUUUCAUUGAUUUUACCCGAAAUUAACUCCGUCACUUAUGAGUGCAAGUUGUUGCGAGUCAGUGACUGCUUUAGUGUUAAAAUACGGUGCUGUAUUUUUAGGACAGUGUUUAUAAUAUCAUUUUAUAUAGAUAUCCACAUUUAUUUAAUAUUUUUCUUCUGCCGUUUUUAUUGAAAAUGCAAUAUUAUAUAUCUCAAAAACCUGAUGUGAUAGACAAAAACUGAUGCCAGAUUUGGAAUCAGCACCCCAAAAUUACCUUAAAACCGUUGGAAUACCUUGUGCCAGAAAAAGUGCGUUGACCAGUGUUAUCGUUGCGAGUCAUCGUUAAAAUAACGAGGCUUCUAAAGAUGAUGAGGUUAAGAAAACCAUCGCCUCGAUCACCCACUUAUCAAUCACAUGAUCAUUCGCGAUGUUGUCCAUACCCUUGAACAAAACCCAUCCUUCACCGUGUAAAAUACAACAGAAAUAACAAAAUGAUGGCUCAACUGCCACACGCUGUGCCACGGGCGCUCUGAAUGUACAUGUAUAGCCCACCGGUCAAUUCACUGCUCGAUGAGGGUCUACUCACACUGGGCAGGCAGUGGGCAUGCUUGCCGCUGGGCAUUGUGGGUUGGUGAAGGUGAGCGCACGAGAGAUUUCGAAUAUUUUUUUCCCGAGUGGCCCCUUGACUGCCCACAACCCACCGACGGAAUUGCGUGGUGGUCACCCAAAACAAAGCUAUUUCCCAGUUCAAAACUUUUGCGUCAUCUGGUCCAACACCAAUGGAGACUAGGCUCAAAGAAAAGCUGUCUCGGGUGUGGACCAAUCAACUUCAAGGACAGUGCAUAUCAUUAUCAUCAUCAGUUGUUUCUUUUUGUUCGCAUUUUGACUGCUUGUGUUGUGGUUAUUGCAAACAUGAUGCCUUGUAUAAAGGUGUCAGUUUUUGUACCAGUUGAAACGGUAAAAACCUAUUACUAGAGCUUACGAAUGUUAUGGGAAUGUCUGGCGAUGUCUUUACAGGAACACUGCAAAAAGGGGUCAUUUACUUACAACGUAAUUUACAAUAUUAUCUGGGUGAUCAAUAUUAUUUUCAAUAUUAAUUUACAAUAUUAUCAGGGUGACAAGGGUUUCUUUAACAGAACAGAAAGAUUAUUCUGCAGAUGGGAAUUGACGCGGAACUUUGUGGUGCAUUGUGGCUUGCUUCCUGCACUUUAACAGUUGUGCCUGCGAAUGAAUGUCCAGGCACACACACUGCACAGGUUCACAACACAAAUGUUCAAUGUUUAUUUUUGAGUAGUUACGUGACAACGCG